AUGGCUCGUACUAAGCAAACCGCUCGUAAAUCCACAGGAGGAAAAGCUCCAAGAAAGCAACUUGCCACCAAAGCUGCUCGUAAAUCUGCACCAGCUACUGGAGGAGUUAAGAAACCCCACAGAUACCGUCCAGGAACAGUUGCCCUUCGUGAAAUCAGAAAAUACCAAAAAUCUACUGAACUUUUAAUCCGUAAAUUACCAUUCCAACGUUUAGUUCGUGAGAUUGCUCAAGAUUUCAAAACUGAUCUUCGUUUCCAAUCUUCUGCUGUAAUGGCACUUCAAGAAUCUGCUGAAGCUUACCUUGUCGGACUUUUUGAAGACACUAACCUUUGCGCCAUCCACGCCAAACGUGUUACCAUUAUGCCAAAAGAUAUUCAAUUGGCCAGAAGAAUCCGUGGAGAACGUGCUUAA
Strongyloides ratti is the source of this 411-nucleotide messenger RNA. RefSeq names its product Histone H3. NCBI's taxonomy places the organism in Eukaryota, Metazoa, Nematoda, Chromadorea, Rhabditida, Strongyloididae. Gene Ontology annotation, molecular function: protein heterodimerization activity; DNA binding; structural constituent of chromatin. The record is from RefSeq and is a predicted model, not a curated record. The transcript has a single exon. Gene Ontology annotation, cellular component: nucleosome. The coding region runs from base 1 to 411 and encodes 136 amino acids.